AUGACGGGUCUCGCUGGUUCCAUGACCCCCUCUGCCUCUGCCUUUGGUGGACCGCCUCUUCGGUCUUCCUCCCUAUCCUCCUCUCGAUCCUCCUCUCGACCCUCCUCUCGACCCUCCUCUCGACCCUCUUCCCGACCCUCCUCUCGGCCGUCUUCUCGACCGUCGCAUAUCAGGAGUAUCGAUCCUGGUGACAGUCCAACAGAUGCACGUGCAUGCACUUGCGCACAUGGUACACCCGAUAGGAAUAGUAGCACAAGGUUGACUACCUGGGAUUUGCCCGACACCAAAAGCGGAGCGUCGGCUGGUGGCGACGUCACUCCCAACGUCACUACCACGACCCCUGCAGGUAUCAGCAGCCCUGCAAUGGCUCCUGAUGAGACAAAAAGGAUGACGGCCUACCGCAGCAUGCUAUCCGUCGACUCCUCUCCAAUAUCACCUACCUCAGCAUCCACCUGGUCGACUCCUGCCUCGCCGGCCUCGCCAAUAUCUCCCACCACUCUCGCACCUGCUCGUGCUCUUCAUCACCGCAGCAGCGCCUUCGGCGGAAGUAAGAGCAUUCUCGCCACGAUGAACGACAGCGGUGUCGAGCUGUCAAAGGGCUCUGCCCGUUCGAGCAUGGACAUGUCGACAAUCUCCAUCGACAGCGGCCGCUCGAGCAUGAGCGCUGCCGACUGGCCGACCCAUCCCCACGAGCUCAACACCGUGUCCGAGCUCGAUGGUCUUCCUCUCGGUACCGAGGUCAACUUUCGCGCUCGCAUAGCCACCCAGCGCCGGCUCUCCAAGGCCCUUGACUUUCUGCUCUUCCGCGAUCAAACACACACCGUCCAGGGCGUUCUCUCUCGCGAGCACCUCGACAUGGUCAAGUGGGUGCAGAAGCUGCCCGAGGAAUCUCUCGUCCAGGUCAACGGAAUCCUGACGCCACCCCCGGAGCCCAUCCGAUCGGCGAGCCAUUCAGCCAUCGAAGUACACGUGCAAUCGAUCCACCUCGUCAAUGCCGCCCACGGCAGCGCCCCCUUCAGCAACUACAAACCGCCGGAAUCGCUUCGGAACCGCCUGUCGUCCCGCAUCCUCGACCUGCGGCACCCUUCCAACCAGGCUCUCUUCCGCAUCCGUUCCCUCGUCACCCGCAAGUUCCGCGACACUCUCCAAGAUCGGGGCUUCAUCGAGAUCAGCACGCCCAAGCUGCAGCCGUCCGCGACGGAGAGUGGCGCUGCCGUCUUCAAGGUCAACUACUUCGGCCGGAACGCCUUUCUCGCCCAGAGCCCCCAGCUGGCGAAGCAGAUGGUCGUCUCCGCCGACUUUGGUCGUGUCUUUGAGGUCGGCCCCGUCUUUCGUGCCGAAAACUCCAACACGCACCGACAUUUGACCGAGUACACCGGCCUUGACGUCGAGAUGGCCAUCGAGCACGACUAUCACGAGGUUAUAUAUGUCCUCGACGACUUCCUCAAGUCCGUCUUCAAGGCCGUCUAUGAAUUGCCCGAGGUGAAGGAGGUCCAGAAGCGAUGGCCUAGCAGCAAGUUCAAGUACCUGGACGAGACUCUCAUCCUCGAUUUCAGGGAAGGAAUCAAAAUGCUGCGUGAGGAUGGUCGCGACGUCGAGGAGGAGGAGGACUUAUCUACCCCUGACGAGAUUCGCCUUGGGCAGCUGGUGAGGGAAAGAUACGACACCGACUACUAUGUGCUCGACAGGUUUCCUGCCAACGCGAGGCCCUUCUAUACCUAUAGGGACCCCGAGAACCCCAAGUGGACUCGAUCCUUCGACAUCUUCAUCCGCGGCCAAGAAGUAUGCUCCGGCGGUCAGCGCAUCAACGAUGCCCAACUUCUGCGUGCCAACAUGCGAGAGGCUGGUAUGACCGAUGACGGCAUGGAGGAUUACAUGGCCGCAUUCGAGCUCGGUGCCCCUCCCCAUGCCGGCGCCGGCCUUGGUCUUGAGCGAAUCGUUGCUUGGAUGCUCGAGCUCGGCGACGUCCGAUAUGCCUCCCUCUUCCAUCGUGACCCCAAGUCACUCCCCGAGCGUGCCCCUGGCCUGCCACACGCCGACGCCGACACCACCAAGAUUCCCCUCGGCUCCGUCCCGCUGGUCGAGAACUUGAUCGCUAACUACGGCGACGCGUCCAACACUUCUUGGCUCGACGACCGAUUCGACAUCUGGCGACACCCAUCCGGUGCCGCUGUCGGCUAUGUCAAGCAGGAUAAGUUUGUCAUGAUCACCGGUGAUCCAUUGUGCGACAGAACGCAGUACAAGGACGUCUGCGCUGCGUUUGUCAAGUUUGUCGUCACUGAGCUCCGCCUCGUUCCCGUUUGGAUGCUUGUCUCGUACGAGGUCCAGAAGAUUCUCGCUCAGCAGAUGGGCUGGCGCACCUUGUCGUGCACCGAGGAGCAGCGAGUCGACACCGACAAGCACCACAGAACUAGCGCUGGUGCCAAAGCGAGGCGCGUUGAGCGCGAAGGAGUCAGGAUUCACGAGGUCAAGCCGGACCAAGACUUCAUCAGCCGUGCCGAACCCGCCAUUGAGGAGUGGAAGGCGAGCCGCAAGGGGAAGCAGGUCCACAUGACCGAGGUGCGACCGUGGGUUGAUGUUGGCCAUCGACGGUACUUUGCCGCCGAGAAGGACGGCAAAGUCAACGCGCUCGUCGUCCUGGCUAAGCUGUCCCCCAAGCACGGUUGGCAGGUGAAGUGGGCGCUCGACUUCCCCGGAUCCGUCAAUGGAACCAUCGAAGUCCUUAUCGAGCACGUGCUCGGAAGCCUGUCCGGCCAGGUGACCUUUGGUGUCGGAGUGUCGAAGAAGCUGACGCCAGGAGAGCACCUGCACGGGAUACGCGCUCGCUUCCUUGCUACUACCUACAACUCGAUUGUGGAGAGCCUCGGACUGCGUCGCAAGGCCGGCUUCCGCAGCAAGUUCGGUGCUCUCGGCGAGGAGGUUUACAUUUGCUACCCGAAGCAUGGUGUUGGUCUACGCGACCUCAAUCAGAUCAUCAAGUUCUUCCAGGAUUAA
Messenger RNA from Drechmeria coniospora, 2994 nucleotides. RefSeq names its product aspartate-tRNA ligase. The record is from RefSeq and is a predicted model, not a curated record. Gene Ontology annotation, biological process: aspartyl-tRNA aminoacylation. NCBI's taxonomy places the organism in Eukaryota, Fungi, Ascomycota, Sordariomycetes, Hypocreales, Ophiocordycipitaceae. Gene Ontology annotation, molecular function: RNA binding; aspartate-tRNA ligase activity; ATP binding. The coding region runs from base 1 to 2994 and encodes 997 amino acids. The transcript has a single exon. Gene Ontology annotation, cellular component: cytoplasm; cytosol; aminoacyl-tRNA synthetase multienzyme complex.